AUGGCAGCGGCGGCGGAGGCGCAUAGGGUGCUGGUGUACGGAGGCAGAGGGGCCCUGGGAGCCAAAUGCGUGCAGUAUUUCAGAGCCAAGCACUGGGUAACCACCGGCAGAGCGGGCUGGGCACUCGGUGCCAUUGCUGUAUGGCUUGGGUGGGUUGCCAGCAUUGACCUAGCAGAAAAUGAAGAAGCUAAUGCCAAUGUUGUUGUGAAAAUGACGGACUCCUUCACUGAGCAAGCAGAUCAGGUGACAGCAGAUGUUGGAAAACUUCUGGGUGAACAGAAGGUGGAUGCUAUCCUGUGUGUAGCUGGAGGAUGGGCAGGUGGCAGUGCAAAAGCUAAAUCUUUAUACAAAAAUUCUGACCUUAUGUGGAAACAGAGUGUUUGGACGUCAACUAUUUCCAGUCACUUAGCCACAAAACAUCUGAAAGAAGGAGGCUUAUUGACUCUGACUGGAGCAAAAGCUGCUUUGGCUGGAACUCCAGGGAUGGUUGGGUAUGGCAUGGCAAAAGGAGCAGUACAUCAGCUUUGUCAGAGUCUAGCUGGUGCGAACAGUGGCUUGCCAUCUAGGUCUGCUGCUCUUGCUGUUCUGCCGGUUACCUUGGAUACACCAGUGAACAGGAAAUCAAUGCCUGACGCAGAUUUCAGCUCCUGGACACCCCUAGAAUUCCUUGCUGAAACCUUUUAUGACUGGAUCAUAGGGAAGAACAGACCAAGCUCAGGCAGCCUAAUCCAGGUGGUAACCACAGGAGGGAAGACAGAACUAGCUGCCGCACAUCUUUGAGACUGAUCAGUUUGAUUGUGAAAACACAGCAAAUGAGAAGGUUGUAACAUUCUAGUCAAGUUUGGGUGGUCUUCUGUAUCCAGUGAUUCUAUUAUCUUGUUUGUGAAACAAGAUGUUGACUAAUGUUUCUCUGUUCUUAGAUGCAAGCUAUGUUCCUUUACCAAAAGGUAUCCAUUGUCUUCUCUAUAUAUCAAGGCUGUAGAUUUUAAAAUCUCAAAUGUCCUAAUCUUGAGCAUUCUCUAGGGGGUUACCUCUAUUCUUUAAAAUUAGGCAAACAGUGGUGGCUAUGUAUCAGAAAUUGUGCUUAAUGAUGUGAUGUACCUACAUUUAUAACUGUCAAGUUCUGUCUCAGUUGUCUUUUGUGCAACUGUUUUUGUCCAUUUUAGCAAUAUCGUUGUCUUCUAAUAUCCUAACUCUAGGGUUUUUUUGUUGGACAAGAUAUAAAAUAAAAUCACUGCAGCCCUAUGAAAAGCCCAAACCUGCUACCCCUUUUCCUGUGAGUAUUCUAUACCAGUUCAAGUUGUCCCAUUGGAGCCAGUGGGACUGAAUAAAGGUUACUUGCACAAGAUGGAGUUGCAAGAUUAGAGCCCUUAAAUUGCCUUAAAGCUUUCAAAAGGGCUGUCAGCCCAACAAUUAUUGUGGGGUGUUUUCUGUCCCAAAUAAUUGAUUUACGAUAUUAUAAAUGUGUCUUGUGUAACUCCUGUUGGCUCUUUACUAUCUGAAGGAGCAAAAGUGCCCUAAGGAAAUAUAAAUAGAACACACAGACUAUUGUUAGACUAUAGAGGAUUUUGGGCUAAAUAAAUAUGUAUUGUUUUA
Messenger RNA from Chelonia mydas (Green sea turtle), 1596 nucleotides. It is a transcript of the gene QDPR, whose product is annotated as quinoid dihydropteridine reductase. Gene Ontology annotation, cellular component: cytoplasm. Gene Ontology annotation, molecular function: NADPH binding; NADH binding; 6,7-dihydropteridine reductase activity. Gene Ontology annotation, biological process: L-phenylalanine catabolic process; tetrahydrobiopterin biosynthetic process. The transcript is spliced from 7 exons. The record is from RefSeq and is a predicted model, not a curated record. NCBI's taxonomy places the organism in Eukaryota, Metazoa, Chordata, Testudines, Cheloniidae. The coding region runs from base 1 to 780 and encodes 259 amino acids.